Messenger RNA from Camellia sinensis, 1739 nucleotides. The record is from RefSeq and is a predicted model, not a curated record. Lineage: Eukaryota; Viridiplantae; Streptophyta; Magnoliopsida; Ericales; Theaceae.
UUCAAUCCACAACUUGGCAUCACAAACACUGAACUUUUGACGCAGACCAAUGGAGGAAGCCAAGUGGUACUCCAUGCCUCUCAUCAUAUUCUCUCUCCUCCUACUCUUCUUCCUCUUGAAGCUAUUGACAUCAAAACAAGAGAGAUACAAGAAUCUACCACCAAGUCCACCUGGGCUUCCCAUCAUAGGCCAUCUUCAUCUACUGAAAGAGCCACUGCACCAAACUCUUCAAGCUUUUUCAUACAAGUAUGGGCCCAUCCUCCUCCUCCGGUUGGGACCCAAAAAGGUGGUGGUCGUCACCUCUCCUUCCGCCGUUGAAGAAUGUUUCACGAAAAACGAUGUGGUAUUCGCCAACCGGCCCCGGAGCCUCGCCGGAAAACACCUCAACUACAACAACACCAAUAUGGGUGUAGCUCCAUAUGGUGAACUUUGGCGCAAUCUCAGGCGUAUUACGACCUUGGAGAUGUUGUCGACUACUCGCCUAGAUAAGACAUCUAGUAUACGAGGAGAGGAAGUGAAGUUUUUGAUGAAUCAACUCAUGAAGAAUUGUGGUAGUGGUGGGUAUAGUAAGGUGGACUUGAACUCCAAGUUUUAUGAGCUCUCAUUUAAUGCUAUGACUAUGAUGAUGAUGGGGAAGAGGUUCUAUGGAGAAAGUGUGGAGGAUAUUGAGGAGGCCAAGAUCUUUCAGAAUCUGAUGAGAGAACAUUUUGAACUUGUCAAGAAAGCAGAUCCAGCAGAUCUUUUUCCGGUUUUGCAGUGUGUGGAUUUGUUUGGGACUCAGAAGAAAAUGAUAGCUAACGCGGAGAACAUGGACAAGUUUUUGCAGAAACUAGUCGAUGAACAUCGGACAAUCAGUGUAUCAACAAAAAUGAAGGCACUGAUCCACAAUUUGCUGUCUCUGCAAGAUACAGAACCUGAGUUCUACACCAACGAGAUUAUAUAUGGGAUUAUAAUGGUAUUGCUAAUUGCUGGGACUGAAACUUCAUCUACUACUAUGGAAUGGACGAUGUCACUACUCCUCAACCAUCCAGAUGCAAUGACAAAAGUUAAAACAGAAAUUGAUGCUCACGUUGGACAAGAUCGCCUCAUAGAUGAACAAGACUUACCCAAGCUAAAUUACCUAUCAAAUGUAAUAAAUGAAGCACUUAGAUUAUAUUCACCUGUCCCACUUCUACUUCCACAUGAAGCAUCUGAAGAUUGUACAGUGGGAGGUUAUGAUGUCCCAUGCGGCACGAUGUUGAUGGUAAAUGCAUUAGCAAUUCAUAGAGACCCCAAGAUAUGGGAAAAUCCGACAAAGUUCAUGCCAGAGAGGUUUGAAUCAGAGAGUGCUGGAGAUGGGUGUAGGUUGAUCCCCUUUGGCAGUGGGAGACGUGGUUGUCCUGGGACUAACUUGGCAAAAAGGAUUGUUGGGUUGGCACUAGGAGCUUUGAUUCAGUCAUUUGAAUGGAAGACAAUUAAUGAAGAGGAGGUGGAUAUGGCCGUAAGUUCUGGCCUCACCAUGCCCAAGUUGAAGCCUUUGGAGGCCAUUUGCAAGCGACGUCCAUCCAUGAGCAGGCAUUAUCUUAUAUGAGGUUUUUUUUUUUUCUCUGGUGGGGAUUGAAAAAAAUUGGAAAUUCACCCAUAAGUCUCGUCUUAAAAAAUAAUUAUACGAGAAAGUCUUAUGAAUUCUGUUGUAUACUAUUAAGUCUCAUUAAAUUUGAGAAGAAACUCCAUGAGGUACUACUACUAUAUUUCUUAGA